Hemiscyllium ocellatum (epaulette shark) is the source of this 498-nucleotide messenger RNA. RefSeq names its product zinc finger protein 239-like. The transcript is spliced from 2 exons. Gene Ontology annotation, cellular component: nucleus. The record is from RefSeq and is a predicted model, not a curated record. NCBI's taxonomy places the organism in Eukaryota, Metazoa, Chordata, Chondrichthyes, Orectolobiformes, Hemiscylliidae. The coding region runs from base 1 to 498 and encodes 165 amino acids.
AUGGGAAAACCGUGGAUAUGUGGAGUCUGUGGGAAAGGAUUCCCUUCCCCAUCGGCACUGGAAAACCACAGACGCAUUCACACUGGCGAGAGGCCGUUCACCUGCUCUCAGUGUGAACAGAGAUUCAUUGAAGCAUCCCACCUCGUGAGACACCAGCGUGUUCACACCGGAGAGAAGCCAUUCACCUGCUCCACGUGCGGGAAGGGAUUCAGUCGGAUGGGCAACCUGCAGACGCACCAGCGGGUCCACACGGGAGAGAAGCCAUUCGUGUGCCCUGUGUGCGGAAAGGGGUUUGUUCAGUCAUCUGGACUGUUGAUCCAUCAACGCGUACACACUGGAGAGGGGCUGUUCACCUGCCAUGUGUGCGGGAAGGGAUUCACUCAGUCAUCUACUCUCCUGAUCCACCAGCGGGUCCACACUGGGGAGAAGCCAUUCACCCUCUGUGUGUGGGCAGGGAUUCAGUACGCCUCCUCGUAUAAGCCAACAUCAUCAUUCUAG